This is a messenger RNA of Triticum urartu, 2477 nucleotides long. The record is from RefSeq and is a predicted model, not a curated record. NCBI's taxonomy places the organism in Eukaryota, Viridiplantae, Streptophyta, Magnoliopsida, Poales, Poaceae.
CUUAGGCCUUGGGGGCCAAACCACUUUCACUCGUUGCCUCCCCACGAGCAGCGUUGGACUCCCACAAACAGAGCGGCAUUUCGUCGAGCACCUUGGCCGCGGUGGCGUCGACGACCUCCAGCCAGCGGAGGAGCGGGAGCGUCGACGGAGGCCUGGCGGAAGACCGCACGGACAUGAGCACGUCGAGCUCCUGGCGGAAGACACGGUGGAGGCGCUCGCUGCUCCACCGAACCUUGACGGCGCCGUGGCAGGAGGAGAUGAGCGACGCCAGAGCGGCUACUAGCAAACGAAAUGCUCCCCGUGCCUCGGCUCUUCCGUUCUCGCUCUCGCUCCUCGCCGCGGCCCACCCCUGCUCCAGCCCGGCGUGCCUGCUCGUCUCCACCACCCAGCCUAUACCUCUCCUCAAAGCACCGUUGAGGUCAUCCCGACGCGGCGGCUUAGGAAGACCGCCGGCCGCGACCGCGACCGCGCCCACCCCCGCCACGCGCGGCAGCUGCUCGACGGAAUGCCGGCCUCGCCGCGAGACGCCAUCUUCCGCGCCACCAACGCGCGCGUCUAGCCGCGGCAGCGCCGGCCCUGCCCCAGUGCGGGCGCGCGCUUCUUUGGCGGCGGCUCGGUGGCGUUCCCGAGGAAUGGAUGAUGGGAUCGGUGGUGUUCAAGAAUCAAGUGACAUGUCUAUUUCGAGCGAUGACGACGGCAUUACGCAGCGAAGGGAAAGCAAUGUGGAGCUUGCACAUGGCCCUGCUGAAGCUCAACCAGAUGGAUCACUUGGAGAACCUGAAGUGGGGAUGUCCUUUGGUACCGAGAAUGAGGUGAGAGAGUACUACAACACAUAUGCUAAAGCAAAAGGCUUUGGUGUGACGAGAAGGAGCUCAAACCGUGAUGAUAAUGGACAACUGAAGUACCUUACAUUUUCCUGCUCUCGCUAUGGUAAGGCUCAGUCCAACUCAGGAAAUAUGUUGAAGCCAAGUCGAACAGCCGGGACAGGAUGUAAAGCUAAAAUCAACAUUACCCGUGCUCCUGAUGGGAGGUUUCAUCUUUCGACGGUCAUUUUGGAUCAUAAUCAUACAUUAAGUCCACUUAAACCUCGGCAGUUCAGAUGCAACAAAAAGUCAGACUUCCGUGUCAAGCGAAGGCUUGAGCUGAAUGACCCGGCUGAAAUACGAAUAAACAAGAGUUCAACCAUACCUCGUGUCACACACUUUGACAUCGAGAAGCAAUUUCAAUCAGCCUAUACGAAUUCGAAGUUCAAAGAAUUUCAAGAAGAGCUAACACAAACUAUGUACUGUGAUCGGAAGUUGAUGCAGAAGGAGGGGGCGAUAGAAACAUAUGAAAUCACCGAGGAUGUGCUGAUUGACGAAGAUAAAGGAUGGAGAAAAGAUAUUGUGCACCAUGUAUACUUAAGUGAGGAAGAAUUUGAAGUUAAGUGUUCAUGUCGCCGCUUUGAGUUCACUGGUAUUCUCUGUAGGCAUGUGUUAUGUGUGCUCACUCACAAGAAAAUCAAAGAGGUUCCUCCACAAUACGUCCUUGAGCGGUGGAAAAAAAGUGUGAACAGAAAGCACAACUUUAUCAGAUGCACAUAUGGCGGCAUGGAAGACACUCCUGCUGCAGAACGUUUUGAUAGAUUGUGCAAUUCUUUCUACCCAGUUGCAGAGAUAGGCGCCAUGUCAGAUGAUUCAUGCAAUGCUUUGAUGGAAGAGCUUCACACCCUGAAAAUUCGAUUCUCUAGCAACUCAAGUUCUGAAAAUGGUAAGGAACAUGUUGCUACACGGGAAGAUGCACCUUCGAAUGGAAAGACAACAAGUAAAACUAUACCAAGUCCAAUAGCUGUCAGGUGUGCUGGAUGUCCUCUACCAAGAAAAGAAUCUAUGCUUGAUAAGCUUAUUUGUCAAGCAAACGAAAAGAAGAAGGAAGCUGAACAAAAGGCUUCCUCCACAAAUUUGAACAAGAAAAGGCCCCAUAAAAAUAGAAAAUCAUCAGUGGAUGAUAUUCUAGAGCAACAUGUUAUGGAACAUUCGAGUCAGCAACCUGUUUGUUUGGAUGGCCCAGCUAGUAGCAUCACAUCUCAGAGAACAUUUGACUUGGCUAUUACCACUAGCAACAUAAAUCCAUCUGUGACAGCUACAAUACCAUCUGGAGGUUCAUCGACGAUGGUUAUGCCUCAAAUUCUUGGAGAAUACACACUUAUGCCAUUUCAAGUUCAACAAGGAUCGGCUAUAGUGUCCAGCUCUGCAGAAUUACACUUUGCUGGAACUGGAGGGCUCAACAAUACGGUGGAUCGGAGUUAGACAGGAUUUAUGUAAUUUGAAGAUGUUGGAUGCUGUGUUUUUAGUGUAGUAGCUGAUAGGCACCAGGGCACUAGAAUGUAGGCACAUUUAUGUGCAUCUUCUGGUUUCUCCCCUAAGUACUAGAACUGAUUACACAAUUAUUAUACAUUUGCAAUUUUUUAAGGAUAUGCGUGUGUGCACAUUUUGCAA